CCCCCAUGGUCAUGCACACACAGCUGGGGAGUUGCCCGGGAGCGCCAUUCGUAUCGAGUCGCAUAUUCGCCUCGUGUUCUGUGCCGCUUGAUAUCGAAACACCUUUUGCUUGUUGGAAAUGUCUGUUGUGGAUACAUCAUGGCGCAUAGGAUUCCAGAAUAGGUGAUUAUUGAAUGUAAUGGCUGAGGGAGUUUUACAAGUGGGUUUCGUUGAAACAAUGUCAUCAGAAUCCGGUAUGAGUGACAACAUCCAAAUACAUGUGAAGCCCACUCGUUCUGAGCCUACUUACUUGAAACUUAUUCUACCAUGCCCCCUUUGAUAUAUGAUAGCAGUAUAGAUAUUCUAUUUGUAGAUACGUAACUCUAAUUUUAAUUUGGGAUUUGAUUUGUCAAUGAUUAUUCACUCGCUUCACAUACAUCAUUCAAGUUGGAUGUUCCAGGUAUUCGGGUAAUUGAUCUUGGUUCUUUUGUCAAAACUACAAAGUGAGAAUAUACAAGUCUAUAUUGGAACAACGUACUGUUUAAAGUGCUCCCCUCAGUGGAUAUCGAAAUGAUGAAACCUAAACACCAGCCACAAAACACCGCACUCAUUAUAACCUCAUCGCGUUGAGCCUACACCGAACACUAGCACCCUCCAAUCUCCAGUACACCUUCACAUCCACGUCACAACACCACCUACGAAGCACGUGUUGAGUCUGGCACACUUACACAUUGCACUCGAGGACACCUGACCAAAGCACCGCACUUUCAGUGGCUAUUCCUCGAGUAUCUUCUCCUGUAAACUUACCGUGAGAUCGUUUGAAGCAUGAAGAAUCCUAUUCUAAUCGUGCCCAGAACUCUUUGGGUCAUCUUUGUCCUCGUGGGAAAGUCAUGUUCCUUUGUGGUAAGCCCCUUCCUUGCUGAUGAUUCGAAUGGUGACGACAUUUUGAAAAAGAUGAACAACAGAUUUGGGAUAUCACAUGACAUGCCCCAGCCAAUCAUUGCCCGUUUGGUCAGGGAUGCAGAUGAUGGUGAAGAACCAACCCAAAGCCCCAAAUUCAAUCACCUCAUCCUGAUCAUCCCUUGUGUUUUGGGGGUUGUUGUUAUUACCAUAAUCGUGUUGGUGGUUUGCUACAUGCGCAGGAAAUCUGGAAUAACAAGUUGCAUCUCGGAUGAAUGGUUGAUUUGGUGUGGUCUUACGAAACGAAGUGACACUUCAUCAGAGCUUGCAAAAAAUCUCAGAUCAGCCAAUGGAUCUCGUGUUUAUUAUACAAACAGAGAAGAGGAACAGAGAAAUGGACAUGGUGGUACCAAUGUGAAGCUCUUCCCACAUGGUGUUGAUGAGGGUGGUAAUAAUGAAUCAGCCAUCAAAUUGUUACCAGGUAACCAGCAUCUCCAAACUACAGAGUGGGUUCAGAGGGAAUUCGUAGAACAAACAGGAGCAAUCCCAUCGGAAAGAUCUCCGAAUCGACCGGGCACCCCUGAUACCGGUGUCACCUCUCUACUAACUGAUGAAGAGGAUAUAUCGCCAAAAACCACUGCUGUGGUACACCAAAGUGGAACCCAUGCCAAAAUCUUCAAGUUUCAUCAUCACAGUCUUCAUGGAGAAGGACAGCAUGGAAACAAUGAGACUGAACAAGCCAGGUCGAUCCAGAUAAACAUGGGUCGUACCCUAAACAAUAUUCCAGAGAAUGGAAGCGUUGAGAACGGAAAAGAUUUGGAAGACCAUGACAAAACUGGCGGCGGUUUGGACAAAGAUAAGCACAGUAGUGGGAGUAGUAACUCAGACGACGAAGUGUUUGAAUCGGGAAUGGGUGGGAGUUGUAGGUCUACAUGUUCUGCAAAAGUAGGUUCUAACAACAACUCACAAUUUCGCGACAAGUUUACGAAAGGAGCACAUUUUUCUACAAAGAGCCCGUUUGGCGAAAGCUCUGGAAAUGGAAGACAGGUAUCAUAUGGCGGUGCCGAUCAAUUUACUUCAGAUUCGCAUAUGGUUGAGGCUCUAGUCAACCGGAACAAGCAACCUCAGGUCGAAGGCAAGAAGCAUCCUGAUAAUGGAGUGGGAAGUGAAGGGGAACGUCUCAUUUCAAUGAACUCGAAUCAACCCAGUGGAUUACUUGGUCGUUCAAGAUUGCAAGCGUCUGGCGAAUACCAGGAAAUUCAAGAAGGGAAGAGAAGGGCACCUAGAACCGCCCCUCCGGACAGCGCCUCUUCUCCAGAUACUACUGGAAGUAUUCACGCUAAUCAUGUUCAUUUGACUGUUCAAGGAAAUGUUAAGGUUGAUUUCAACAAUCAUGUCAGUGAUGUGCAUGUGGGUGAUAGAACAAUAAAUAACAACAAUCAUACUAAAAUCUUUCCUCAAAACACUAACGUUACAGGUGCAUUCAAUAAGUCUUCCACUGGACGUCAUACCCGUUAGGUUAAAAAUGUUGAUUUAUUGUACUUCUUUCCCCUUUUUUAAUCAAACGGGGUUGGAAUUUUCGCAGAAAAAGAAAGCGAGACGUUAGAUAUUUUGGGAAGAAAGAUAAUUCAGACUUUAAACAAUCCUGUGUAGUAACCUUUCAAUACAUCCCACUCCCAUUUUAUUCCACUUUUAAUUCAUUUACUGCUCUUGUCAUUAUAAGCGUAUCAAAUUUCAAGCCAUGAACUUGAAAACCAUCAAAUAGAAGGGCCCACAUUAUAAGGGUUUUGACGUCAAUACCUUAUUCACUUUAAGAAAUUGAUAUUUUGAAUGGGAAUCGAAUGAUGUGAAUUCGAAUGAUAAAUAUGAUAGAAAGUAGAAAUAAUUUCGUCUUUUGUUCUCAUAUACUAUUUUAGAGUUUGUCUUUGAAAUAUCAUACCUUUAAUUUUGAUAGGGUAAGGCCAUUUUUCUUUAGCAGCACGAAGGGGAAAAAUGACAAAUAAGAAUGCACCAGACACAUUCAAGGCCAAUGUGUGGGGCAAUAAGGCAUAUCACGUGAGCAUUCCAUGGCCAUGUUCUUCGAUGGCCGUGGAUAGAUUUAAGCCCUGGAAUCUCUUAAUUGGGGAGAAAUAUGAGUGAUAAAAUGCAUUUUUUUAAAUCUGCUCCCAAGACUGUCCAAAUAAUUCUAUUGAUUGUAUAUAUGUAGAAAGGCAUUUGACCCAUCUUAUUUCCCAAUGUUGUGUCCAGAUACUGAGGGCAAUAUUUCAAAAGUUAACUCGGAAGUAUCUGUCUAUGAAAAGAAAAAGGGAAAGUUGAAAGUUUUGUUGAAUAUGAAAUGAGAUGGCGAUCUUAUGAUAUUUUAAUACUUUUGGAAAUGUAUAUUCUAUUUCACUAUGGUACAUUUGAUGAUAAACUUGCAAUGGACACCUGAUAUAGUGCUGUAAAUUGUUUUAAACAUCAUUUUUGUGCUCAUUCAAUGUAGACGUUUGUAUGACAAAAAAAAAUUAUUGCAUUUUAUUUGAAAAAUAUAUGAUAUACAGUACAUGAUUGAAAGCAAUAUGUAAGUAAAAACUUAAUGGAAAACGUAUUACUUUUAUAACGAAUUCAUUAUCAGCUAAUCAAAUCGUGUAUAUAUUCAUAGUAUUUCGGUAGCUUAUAAAAGAUAAAUUUUGUUGUUGCUACACAGACACAUUAUUGAAUGGUGGAAUAUCAUCACUGCCAUCAAAAUUUCCUUUAAUCCAUAUUUGCCUACACUUAAACGAGUAUACUUGAGAGUACUAUAAAAACUUACUAUUUUUAAUGUAUUGAAAUUUGAAUGCUGCAUGAUAUCAUUACACUCUUUACCGUCAAAUACAGCUUUACUGUCAAUAUCAUACGAGUAAUUAAUUCAAAGAAUUUAGUUAACACCAUUUUGAACAUCAUCAUUCAUCAGAGCAAAUAUGUAAAGUAUAGAUAGCGACUAGAAAUUAUUUGAAGAUUUUGUCAUAUUUGGAAGGGUUGUAUUAUUUAUAAUAUUUUGUUAUAAUAUGUGUAGCUUUCUGUCAAUUUAACUCGGUCGAUAGUCAGGUGCACUCAAGUUACUUGUGCGUAAAUAUUCUAGUAUUAGUUAGGCUUUAUGGGUUCCGUGGUGAAAUAUCUAAAGCCUAUCAUAAGCUUUUAGAUGUCGGAUAAUUCGAAAUAUAUUCUAACUUUCCAAUCUUACAAAGGUUGAGAGUAACUGUUAUGUAAUUUAUGUGAUUCUUUAUGGAAUAUAAAAUCUGCCGUUGUGAGAGAUAUUGUGCCCUAGCUGAGAAAUUUUAUUUCAUAAUAGCAAAAUACCUAUGUAUUUACUAACGAAUUUCUAAAAAUAUGUAGAAAGGUUAUUGACUAAAAUAUCUGUCUCGUUCCAUUUAAUACAAGAUGAUGAUAUACACAGAAGAAACGUGAGCUCUGUGGGGAAUUGAUAUUUUCAUUGUAAAUUUUACCAAUGAACGAUAGGUUUGUAUUGCUUGUAUCACAUAUUGUGUAUUAUAUAUAAAUAUAUAUAUAUAUAUGUAUAUAUACUCUUCCAUUCUAUCUGAAAAUGAAAUUUCUCAAAGCAAUAUUCAUCUAAACUAACAAAACAAUUUAUGUUUUAAUUAAAAAUGCACUAUGUGCCAAACAAAACGGCUUGUCAACUAUUUUACCAUUGUACCAUUAUGAGAUGUAAAUAUUGACGGUAAAUGGUUUUGUAUUGGUUGGAUAUACGAUAUUUUUGUAUUUUACUUGGUGUGUUUUAAUAAUAUAUAUUUGUUUGGUCAAUUUUAGUGUGCAGCUUUCAUAAUUUUCAAUACCAUUUGCAUAAAUCAUUGUCAUUUUACUUUAAAUGUGCAAUUGAAAUAGGCCUACAAAUUACUUUUAUAUAUAUAUAUAUAUAUAUAUAUCGUAAUUGUUUUAUUCUGAAAUGUUAUAGUCGCUGCUGCUAUGUGUCACUUAAACAAACAUGUAAAGACUGUUCCAAUACUAAAAGCUUGAUUAAUCAUAUGACAGCUUUUUUAUAUGUCUUCACAACUAUAACGUUGUCUGGUAAAUCUAACCUAAGUAUAUCAGCAUUGUUUGGGCGUUUCCUCAGCCUAGGCUAUAUCCUUCAUUUUAAACUUGCAGUACUCUGUGAAACUGUCUUUCACUUGUUAAUCUUAAUUAUUAUUGCGAAUAAAUUCUCAAAUCAA
Lytechinus pictus (painted urchin) is the source of this 5066-nucleotide messenger RNA. RefSeq lists its product as uncharacterized. The transcript has 6 exons. The coding region runs from base 805 to 2397 and encodes 530 amino acids. NCBI's taxonomy places the organism in Eukaryota, Metazoa, Echinodermata, Echinoidea, Temnopleuroida, Toxopneustidae. The record is from RefSeq and is a predicted model, not a curated record.